Molecule: messenger RNA, 909 nt
Organism: Acaulospora colombiana
Lineage: Eukaryota; Fungi; Glomeromycota; Glomeromycetes; Diversisporales; Acaulosporaceae
Source: the annotation of a GenBank genome assembly
AUGGUCAGUUCAAUUACAGCAAAAAUUUUUGGAAGAAACAAAUUUCAACCUCAAGGAAAGGGUGCACACGUUACAAUUUGCGCCAGAGGACAAAAGGAGUUAGAUGCCACCUUGGAAGAGAUAAAAGCUGUUUCGAGAAAUCGAAGCGAUUAUGAAAGUUUGAUUUUCAAUGCCAUAUCCGCCGAUAUUUCUAAGAAAGACGAAUCAAUCCGUGCUCUUAAUGAAGCUUCGGAGAGGCAUAACGGAAAAGUACCGGAUGUCGUGAUUUGCUGUGCAGGUUUUUCCAUACCGCGCGUAUUUAUCGAACAACCGGUAGAGGAGUUUGAGGCUACCAUGCAACUUAAUUAUUUUGGAACCUUGUAUACUACUCACGAAGCUGUCAAGCGUAUGGCUCAACAAGGUGUUAAGGGCAAGAUCGUUUUUGUUAGUUCAGUUGCAGCCUUCGUCGGUUUCCUCGGAUAUUCAUCUUACUCACCAUCCAAAGUUGCUCUCCGAAGUUUGGCCGAGUGUCUACGACAUGAAUUAAUCCUUUAUGACAUCGGGGUUCAUUGUUAUUUUCCCGGUACCCUUGAUACCGAGGGUCUUAUCGAGGAGAACAAGACAAAGCCAAAAAUUACCAAAGAACUUGAAGGAGAAGACAAAAUUACGCCGGAACAAGCAGCAAAGGCCUUAUACAAAGGUCUUUGCAAAGGAAAUUUCUUUAUCACCUCAGAUAUCAUAGGUGAUGCGUUUAGAGCUGCAUCAUUAGGAGUUUCUGAAUCAAAUAGUGCGUUCGUCGAUGCCAUCCUAUGUGGAAUCCUUUGGACUGUUUCAAAGCCUGUCAGAUGGUUUUCGGAUAAAAUGGUUCGUGACCGUAAAUCAGAGCAUCCAGUGAUUCCUGCUGAUAAUGGUAUGGUAAAUGAUGAAUGA